Myripristis murdjan (pinecone soldierfish) is the source of this 1776-nucleotide messenger RNA. Its product is annotated as pleckstrin homology domain-containing family N member 1. Gene Ontology annotation, molecular function: guanyl-nucleotide exchange factor activity. The transcript has 11 exons. Gene Ontology annotation, biological process: lamellipodium assembly. Gene Ontology annotation, cellular component: lamellipodium; cytoplasm. The record is from RefSeq and is a predicted model, not a curated record. The coding region runs from base 265 to 1437 and encodes 390 amino acids. Lineage: Eukaryota; Metazoa; Chordata; Actinopteri; Holocentriformes; Holocentridae.
UUGACUCCUUUCUUUCUGGGGGCUCUGUGGAGCGGCGCUCACUGGUAAAAAGGGGGAACUAGAGAUUAGCAGCAAGCCCCCUUCACCAGUACUCAAUAUCCUCUUUUGGUCUAUUCCAGGCCCACCCCCCUUCUCUCUAUAUUUUAUCUCUUUGGUUUAAGUGUGGCACAGAAGCAGCGGGGAUGAUUGCCCGGGCAGAUGGUGCUCAGUUUGUGGACUAGAGGGCUGCUGACAGCGAGGCACUAAGGAGCGGACUCUUCAGUCAUGGGAUGCUGCAGUGUGACCCAGAGGCACACUGGGAUAGACGAAGUGGGCCCCGAUGAGAUCGAGCUCCUGGAACUUUCUGGGGACAAUUUAGGCCUGUGGAAUGUGGGAGAAACCAGACUUCAGCUGUCAGUGAAGAAUGGGAAAGAUGAGCCGCCACCUCGCUACCCUUCAGUACGACAUCUUGAACAAGAGGUGGUGCUGUGGGGCAGGAGCAGGGAUGAGCUCCACCACAGGAUUUACUCGCAGCAGCCAAUCGUGGACUGGGAGGGCCAACCUGCUCACAUGUACGGAGAGAUCGUCCACUCCUCCCUGGUGUCUGUGUAUAACAGCUACACACAGGAAACCAGUGAACAUUUUCUGGUGCUGUUCUCAUUCCAUCUGCUGAUCCUGGCCCUGGACCACUCCCGCCACGACUUCAUCUACGAGGGCAUACUUCCCCUAUCUGGACUUUCCUUCAAAGCCAUCUCACUGGAUUCUGACACAUCACAUUCAUCAAAUAUGUUUGAGAUCUGUGGUCCAAUGAUGGACUCCAGGGUCUUCAUAUGUUCCAGUGCUGCAGAGUCAAGGAAAUGGAUGGAGCACCUAGAAGAGAGGAGAUACAAGUCAAUGGCACAACCCAUCAGUCCUUCCCACUGUGCUCUCUCCUAUCUAAUACCCUGCGAUGAGCACUGGAAAAGAGAGGAACUGAAAACCUACUUACUACAAGCUCCAAUAUGGCAGUGGGAGGGCUCCCCCAUACAACACAUGGGAAAAAUAGGAUACUUGUCCAUCGUCCAUAUCAUUAACACACAAAGACAGGGCCUUCAAGAAAGACUCAUGGUUCUCUUCCCUCAUGAUGUCCUGCUGCUGUCCGUGGACAACAAACGGCUGAAUAUAAGAUAUGAGGGUAGGCUGCCUAGACAAAGCAUCAAGGCAGUGGAGAGGUCAGCCUCGCCUGGACGACUGGAGUUUGAGCUCACAGGUGAGCUGGUGGAGCCGCUGCAGGUUUCCUGUACCCAUUUGGAGGAUUACCAGAACUGGAUCUUCCAGUUACAACAGCCAGAAAAAAACAGCUACAUUACUACGAGUCACGCCGCCCCACCACUCAUGCCAAAGCUCCAAAGGAGUAGGAAGGAGUCGGAGGAGCCAAUGAUAACAGCCGACCAAUGCCACAGCAACGGAUGGAGAUAACUCAUAAGCAGGCUGCACAAAGGCUUGGAAAUGAAUUGUAAUUAUCUAAAAAAAAAACAAAAAAACCUGUAAAUAACAUGUACAUAGUGCAUUUAUUUCUACUUGUACCACAAAAAGGUGAUACUGUUGUGAGAUCUACGGCUUUGACAGUAGUAACCAAAACCUUUUCAGACCCAAUUUAGGCAAUUUCAUCUCAGCAAAGGUCUCAGGCAUAUGAAAUGAUGUGGUCUUGCUUUCCUGUUCAUGUGAUGAACAACAGAAACCAGGCCAUGACCCACUUAGAGACCCGACCAUUGUUACAGAAAUGUUGGCCGUAGCGUCUGUAGAGCUGUUAGAACA